AUGGCAGGGUUGGCAGGGCCCCUGAGGGCCGCCUGGUGGAGACAGGCUGAGACAACAGCGGCGCCCGGUUCAAGUUCCCCCCGUGGCCUAUGCUGUUCGAAAAAUGUCCAGAAAUGAAGCUGUUGGAAAAGUCAAGUCUGGAAGCCCUAAACUCCCAGUUGAGGGUGGAAACAAACGGGAGAUGCACCCAUCCUUGGCAGGAUUGAGAGCUCCUCUUGCAAGAUGGCCGCUGACGACAAGCACCUCUUCAAGCCGUUCUGCCAGGAAGGGCAGCCCCACGUGCUUGAGGCCCUGUCCCCACGCCCAGCAGGCUCAGCAAGAGCCACAGUGGCGAGGAGGAGGGCCCCCUUAGCGACAAAGGCAGUCACAAGACCCUCUUCUACCUGAGAGCCACCCUCAAGGAGUCCUUCCGUCAAGAGCCACGAAUUCAGCCGAAGGAUUUCCGUGCCCUGAAGCCCCACCUGUGGGACGCUGUGGAGCAGGAGAUCUGCCUCUCGGAGUGUGACAUUGACAGCUACAACCCAGACCUGGACUCGGACCCCUUCGGAGAAGAGGGCAGCCUGUGGUCCUUAAACUCCUCCUUCUACAACAAGUGGUUGAAGCGGAUCAUCUUUUUCACCUGCCGUUCCAUCCGUGGCUCCACAUACCCUCACCCUGAAGCGGGAGAUGAGCUGCACAUGGAUCUGAGCGAGGAGGAGGAGGAGGCAGCAGCAGGCCCCUGCGACGAGGACGGGGCCAGCAUUGAGGAGGAGAGGAGACAAGUGACUUCUGCAUGUGUCUUCUGGGGCUCUUUUGCGCCCCCUCUGAAGAAAGCUCCUGCAGCGUUCUCCCCCAGACUAGCGUCGUCGUGUUGCUCUGCCUCUUGGCCCUGUGGAUGCUGCCUGACCAGCUGGUGCCUCCAGACUCCCACGGAUGCUGCCAGCCAGUCCCUUGGCCUACCUGCAGGCUUGGGCACCCCUGCAGCACUGGAAACUUGGUCCGGCCCCUGA
Molecule: messenger RNA, 989 nt
Organism: Podarcis lilfordi (Lilford's wall lizard)
Lineage: Eukaryota; Metazoa; Chordata; Lepidosauria; Squamata; Lacertidae
Source: the annotation of a GenBank genome assembly